This is a messenger RNA of Dermacentor silvarum, 5663 nucleotides long. RefSeq names its product Down syndrome cell adhesion molecule homolog. The coding region runs from base 1 to 3261 and encodes 1086 amino acids. NCBI's taxonomy places the organism in Eukaryota, Metazoa, Arthropoda, Arachnida, Ixodida, Ixodidae. The transcript is spliced from 19 exons. Gene Ontology annotation, molecular function: protein binding. The record is from RefSeq and is a predicted model, not a curated record.
AUGGUGGACAACAGCCCCAUCGGGAGGACUGGCGCAUCGGGACCGGCCGGCGCGUUGCCUGCCGGCGGCGGCUGCCGACGGCGCCUCUCCGGGAGGCGGGCGCCGGCGGCCGCGCGCCUCCUACGACGUUCGGCGCUGGCUGAGGAAGAGGCCGCGCUGGUGGCGGGCUCCGAAGAGGACGAGCUCUUUCUGCCGCUGUCCAAGGGGCUGCGCGUCAUGCGCGACGUCAGUUCCGUCACGGCACUCAAGGGCAAGUCGGUGAGCCUCGUGUGCCCGCUGUACGUCGCCGCCUGGGCUUCCGUCUCUUGGGAGAAAGGAAGCAACAAGAUUCCAUUCAACCACCGGCAGCGUGUCCAGCCAGAUGGCAGUCUGUCAAUCAGCAACGUGCAGCAAGUAUCAGACGACGGCAACUACGUUUGCAGAUUUACAGACUCUCGCAACCAGAAGCACACGGGAAACGUCCUGCUAAAAGUGAUCGAGCCUCCCGUCAUCUCGCACUACGAGUUCCGCAAGGACAUGCAGGUUGGCAUGCGCAUCAAGGUGUUCUGCACUGUGGUCCAGGGUGACCCUCCGUUUCUGUUCACGUGGCUCAAAGACGGCGUGCCGGUGGUGGAAAACGGUGCGCCCAGCUCACAGGCGGCAAUCAACGUGCACAACGAGCGUGAUUACAGCAUGCUGUCCACCGACAGUCUGCAGCUCGAGCACUCGGGCAACUACACAUGCGUGGUUAAGAACCAGGCGGCAACCACUGCCUAUUCCGCAGUGCUUCGUGUAAACGAGCCACCAAAGUGGGACGUGGAGCCGGAGAGCGCAGCCGUGGUGCAGGGUCGCAACGUGCAGCUGCAGUGCAGCGCGUCCGGAACGCCGCAGCCCAUCAUCACAUGGAUGAUCGCCUCCGACUCCACUCGAGAAGAGUUCCUGCCGCUAUACAACAGUCACAAGUACGGCUUGUUUCCGAAUGGCACUCUUUCAAUUCACCAACUGGAACCCGAGGAGUCAGGGUACUACCUCUGCAAGGCCUCCAACGGCUUCGGCGAAGACCUGAGCAAACUUGUUUUUCUAACAGUGAAACGGCCGCCGAAAUUCGAUGUCAAGUUUCGAGCCCAUGCUGUCAAGAGAGGCGAGAAGGCCCGACUCCAGUGCACGGCCAUGGGAGACCUGCCGAUCGCCAUGACCUGGUCGAAGAACAAUGACCGGGUCCCCGAAAAGAGCAAGUACAAAGUGUCGACAGUGGCGAACCAGUCCUUGUCAAGCGUGUCUUCGACCCUCGUCGUGUCCACGGAGACAGUCGAGGAUUCGGGCAUCUACAGCUGCUUUGCCAAGAACCACUAUGGAUCUGACGAGACCAGCAUGCGCCUCCUUGUGCAAGAGGUGCCCGGGCCGCCAGUGAACGUCACAGUGGCCAACGCAACAGGGAACAGCCUCUUCCUGACUUGGGGCGAGCCUUUCCGGGGAAACAGCGCCAUCACCCGCUACCUCGUACAGUUCCGUGAAGCUGGUUCAGACGACGAGGCGGCGCUUCGCAACAUAACCACCAACAGCUCGCUCACGUCGGCGACCAUUGGCCCGCUGCGUCCGGCCCGAGUCUUCAGCCUGCGAGUUAAAGCUGAGAACGGCAUCGGAUGGGGUCGCUUCAGCAACUGGGUCACGGCCAACACGGAGGAACACAGUCCUGCAAGCCCGCCACUGAAUAUCACAGCUCGUCCGACCGGUCCGAACUCCAUCAAGAUAUCUUGGGAGCCGCCUAAAGAGGAGGACUGGAACGGCCACCUGAAGGGCUACUACAUCACGUACCGGCCGGCCGGCUCGAACGAGCAGCAUUACCACAAGACGGUGGAGGUGCACAACCCGCACCAGCGCCAGGAGAUACACCUGACCAACCUGCGGCUCUCCAUGUCCUACAGUGUGGCCAUCCAGGCCUUCACUGGCAAGGGUACCGGUCCAAUGUCACGCGAGGUGCUCGUCAAGACCCUCGACGACGUACCACCGAGCCCUCCCACCCUCGAGGUUGUCUCAGUGUCAACGAGCUCGGUCACUUUGGGUUGGUCGCUCAAGACGUCGUUCGGGAACCCCGUCACAGAGUACGUGCUUCACCAGCGCAAGGAGGCCGACCACUGGCAGGAGACGCCCAUCUCGACGAUGCAGCCCGUGUACACGGUGCGAGAUCUCGAGUGCGGCACCACGUACCAGUUCUACAUGACGGCGCACAACUCGCUCGGCCGCAGCGAGCCUAGCGACGUCAUCCGCGCAAAGACCGAUGGCGCCGCGCCGCUGUCGCCGACCAAGGAGGAGUUCAUCCAGGCAUCUCAGCGGCACGCCAGCCUGAGCCUGCGCAGCUGGAAGAGCGGUGGCUGCGAGCUGCUCGACUUCACGGUGAAGCUGCGCCAGGGCGCGGCGCAGGCCUGGACCACGGUGGCCGAAGGGUUGCCGGCCAACCAGACCCAGCUGCUGCUGCGUAACCUGACGCCCGGCGCAACGUACCACGUGCACGUGGUCGCCCGUUCCACGGCGGGCGCCACCGAGGCCCAAUACGAGUUCACCACGCCCAAUGGCACCGCGCACGUGGCCUCGGUGGAGGCCACCUCGUCGCAGCCCAAGCGUUCGUCGCUGCCUAGCAUGACCGACCUGGAGAUCCUGGUGCCCAUCCUCGUCUCCAGCUGCGUGGUGCUCAUCGUCAUCGUCGUUGGCUGCAUCCUCUGCUCCAGGGAGUCCCUCUGCGCCGACAGGCAUUGCGGCCGACCAGACUUGCGCACGGCGUACUCGGAGGAAGUGGUCGACAUGAAGGACCUGGCCAACACGGCCGAGUGCAUGGCCCGCUGCGAGGACGGUAUGCACCACUCGGCAUCGCAGAUGAACAGCCGCUUCCCCCCUGCCGGACAGUCCAUCUACGCGCAGAGGCCUGUAGUGGAAACCGAGGACGACCGGCACCCGUACGCGAUGCCCUACGACGUGCUGCACGGCGGUGCCGCCGGCGGCGGCGGGGGCGGAGGGGCAGCAGAAGGAGCCGAAGCACAAGACGGGAGCGGCGCGGACGGCGCGGGAUGCCAGAACCACCUGGACGGCAGAAGCACGCUCAAGAGGCGCUCUGACCUCAAGGAUCACCGGUCAAACAACAUUUACAUCAGCCGUCAGAGCCUGUCCAGGACGAAGCCACGAGACCGACCUUACGAGUCCCUCAUGGUGAACAUGAACCCGUACCCAGCUGACGGCACGACAACGUCGACGCUCUCUAGGAAGGACCAGGAGGACAUUCAAGUGUGACCCUGGGACAGACGCCGAACUUCCUCCGCCGCUCCUGCUGCCUCAUCCCGCAGUUCGCUCAGAACUCCGUGCUCACAGAAACGGGCGUCAAAUGAACUCGACGCGCCAACCGAGUGAAGUGCAGCGUUCAGGUUCCACCCCCGUCGCAGAAAUCAUCAUCCAGCUUCGGUUUGCUCCGUCCUUUGUGGUGGACGACAAAAGGAACAUACUGACCUCCCUUAGCUGCACCAAAGAAUCAUCCGAUCACGUCGUUUGGUGCACGUUUCCACAGGACAAACGUAAUCUUAGUUGCGUUUUCCUUUUAGCAGAACAUUGUUGGUAAUUGCAGCAAUUCUCAAUUUCGUGCGACCUCUGACAUCUACAUGUGUCAGUGUUACAUAUGUGCGCCUAGUUAUGGAAUAACGCGCAGCAGGUCAUUUAGCACAGACAGGGAACGAAGUCGAGUCUACUAAGUUAUUGUUGAUCUCUCGACUAAUCACAAACUCCUAUGAAGCUAAGUAUUUCUCCGAUACAAACGUUACCACUAUUCACGCUCCAUUCAAGUAAAAACAAGGAGACCUGUGGCAACAAUGAAGAAAAUGCGAGAGAGAAAACUGGGCUGUAAAGGAACAAAAGAAGCCGGUAAGGGUCGCAAGUUUCUAACACUGGAAACGUUCCAAGGGGCUCCUGCAGUUCUAUUUGUGUCAUAUCCGCCUCCCUUGUAGGAAGCGGCGCGGAUUAACCCUUAGCAUCAAGUAUGCAUAUUCAUACGUGUGAAUGCCCUUGGGACUAGAAAUGAGGACAGCCAGAGUCAUAGCUCAGUUACUAGAGAUGCGAAGGCCAAACGCUCUAUCUCCGCCUUUGGCGUAUUCUCGUCGCGCGGUUCACUAUCUCGCACUUGAAACAUUGCAAUUCACUUGCUCGUUCUUCAUUAGGACAAGCUGCUCUCGUUCUUUUUUCCUUUAUCUGUUUUGCAGUGACCUCAGUUCUCCAAUUCAUGCAGCGCUGUCAUAAAGUAAUUUCCAACCGCGUGCUCGCGCGUUGCGGCAUUUGAACGACAGAGCCUUGAUUCGCAGCCGCAUGUAGUCGUAGACGAUGUGGCAGACCUGUCCACUCAUUCAGGACUUGUGCCCUUACCGACGUCGCAACAAGAAAGUUGAAGUCUCUUUUCACACUUUUUUCUUGUUCUUCAUUUUUUUUCUUGAUCCGCCUUACUUUACGCGCUUGCUUUCAGCCAGCAGUGUUUUGUCGUCUUCCAUAAAAAAAAAUGUAGGCACACUACUUCGAGUCACACCAGACCAUUUUCUUCUAUUAUCUCAGGGACCAGGGCAGGCUUAAUCAACGUUUCAUUGAUUACGCGUUUUUUUUAUUAAAGCUUUAAUUUUCUAGCAUGAGCGAGUAAAUAAGGAACCUGAUCAUAUUUAUUACUGGGUAUGUGGCAUUUAAAAGAUAAGUGCAGUCUUGGGGCUAAUGCGAGGAAUUUUGAAUUUUGAUUUCGUACACGUUAUUCAAAUAUUUGUUGUUUCUUUUUGUUGUAUAGUAUGAGAAAACAUGGCGGCAGGCUCGUCAUUUACUGCUCUCAGAUAUUAUCGACAGAAGCGGGCAACACAAGUAUACUUACGUCAAGAAAAUAAUAUCUUCGAGUGGAACAACGCAGACACAAAAAAAAGGAAGAAAAAAAAAACAGAGACAGAAUUUGACCCGCCUUCUACACUGAACCGGUUCGGCGACUGCGUUGAGGUGCCCUGGAGCCAAAUUCACAAAGCUCGUUCGUGUUCUUUUUUUUUUUUUUUUUUUUUUUUGCCAUUGGCCCGCCGCCGUCCCUAAUCAUAUGUCAAGCAUCAGGAUUGGCUGAAACUUUCUCUUAGUAAAAAUUCUAGCGUAAGAGCUCUUUGUGAAUACAAACGUUACACAAUCUCUUUUUUUUUUAAUUAAGAGACGCUCUGCGUCCUGAAAGGUGACCACCGGGUGUACCUGCACUAUACUAUAUAAUGCGCUGCACCAUCACUAAAGCCCAAGAUUUACCCAACUCCCACCAUAGGGCUCAUCGGUCCAGCUUUUGCGCUGGAUACCUGUCAACAUUAAUUUUUAGAGAGGUUUUGUGUGAAGCGUAUGUGUGUAAGAGAGAGUAACUCGGCUUGAGCACGAACAAACGAAUGCCAGUCUGUAAUUGGCGAAACUCUCCAGGAUAAUCAUUAUUCGCAUAAACCACUCUCUGCGAGCUGCCGUGAUGUCGUAACCCACUGCCAAGGAUCCUUCGCCCUUACCCCCUCGUAUUGACGCGCGCGUAGUUGAAUGCGUUCCAGGGGUGUAACUGAACAAAAAGAUAUUCUAGCAUUUACUAUACAGCGUGUUUGAACGAACACGUUCAAUUUUUUUUUAAUUACCGGUGGCGGAUAGCACAAUUCUUGUCCAUGAGCUGG